UCUAGUUGGGGAGGCGGGUAGCCGUUUGAAUUCUUGACUCUUGACAGAAGGACGAAUAUUUCGCUUUUAGGACUAACAAAUCGGAAGUUGAGAGAGCGUUACAGCGGCCGUGGUCUGGAUCGUGGUUUAAUGCAACUUUUUAAAAAGUCAUGUCAACGUAAAUGUUUCAAUUCAUGGAAGAUACAGCUAAAUGACAGCGAUCGUCCAGGCCUGCUUGCUAGCUAGCUAGCUUGUUAGCAGCAGACAAGCUAGCUAACAAGCUAGCUGGCUAAGUGCUUCGGGGUAAUGCACAGUGUAUCGCGGUUGAUGGUGGCUUGCCGCAGGGUGUAAAUCGCCCCAAAACUCGAUGAGGUUCAGAAACACAUUGGCAAUUCUCCGCAUUAAGCAGCUAAUCUGAACAUAACAAUAGUUUCUUGUUGCGCUAGCGAGAUAGAAAAACCAACAGGAAAAGUACCAAGCUAAGUUGUCCAGCUCUGCUCCCAAGUUAUGAUCCUACUUUGCAGAAGUUCAUAAACCGCAAUAAAUCGGCCAAAUAACGGAUUUCAUGCGUGCACAUGUGCCUGUUUGGCUAGCUUGCUGUCGUUACCUCGCUCUCUAACUUAGAAGCCAGCCAGUUCCAGAGACCUGCGGAAUACAGCGGACAGCAAUAAUGGAGGAAAACGAUAACAUGGACUAUUUUUACCAGCAAGUUUUGCAAAAGGACGUGACCCGGCGGCUGCAGGUCGGCCAAGAUCUCAUUGACUACCUCAAAGAUCCGCACCGAUCGCCCGAUGUGGAGCAGGACAGAUCUCGUCUGGAUAAAACUAUAGAUGAGCUAACGGGAUGGGUGAAUUCAAGCAAUUACAAGGUGGCGCUCUUGGGGAUUGAUAUUGUCGGGGCGUUCGUAGACCGCCUGGGAGAGCGCUUCAAAGACCAUAUGGGAACAGUGAUCCCGGCCUUCAUCGACAGACUGGGGGACUCGAAGGAGCAGGUUCGGGAGCAAGCCCAGGCCCUGAUCCUCCGGCUCAUGGAGGUCGCCCCGGUCAUGUACGUAUGGGAACGGCUGCUCCCGGGCUUCAAACAUAAGAACUUCCGGUGCCGAGAGGGGACUUGCCUUUGUCUCAUCACUACACUUAACAUGUAUGGGCCAGUUGCCUUGACACUCAAUAAAAUGGUCCCGUUUCUUUGCACACUGACGGGAGACUCCAAUGCACAGGUUCGAGAGAUAGCGAUGACCACGCUGGUGGAGGUGUACCGGUACGUGGGGGACAGAGUGAGGCCCAGCCUGCACAAGCAGGGCCUCCCGGCUGCGCGGUUGCAAGCGAUACUCAGCAAGUUUGAUGAAGUGCAGAACUCCGGCAACAUGGCUCUGAACCUCAGUCACGACAAAAGUUUCGAGGAUGACGAGUCAGUGGACGGGAACCGGUCCUCGUCCUCCCAACAGGGCUUCAAGGUCCCCGCCGCCAAGAAGCCCGCAAACCCCAGCAACAGUGCCCGGAGACCCAGCGGCGCCGGGGCGGCGAAGACGGGAGGUCCGUCCAAGGAAGGGGCGGGGGCCAUCGAUGAGGAGGACUUCGUCAAGGCCUUCACAGACGUCCCCACUGUGCAGAUUUACUCCACCCGAGACCUGGAGGACAACCUGAACAAGAUCCGGGAGGUUCUGUCGGACGACAAGCACGACUGGGACCAGAGGGCCAACGCACUGAAGAAGAUCCGGUCACUGCUGGUCGCCGGGGCGGCGGACUACGACUGCUUCUACCAGCACCUGCGCCUGCUGGACGGCGCGUUCAAGCUGUCGGCCAAGGACCUGCGCUCGCAGGUGGUGCGGGAGGCCUGCAUCACUGUGGCCCACCUCUCCACGGUUCUGGGCAACAAGUUCGACCACGGGGCCGAAGCCAUCGUGCCUGUCCUCUUCAACCUCAUCCCCAACUGUGCCAAGGUGAUGGCCACCUCGGGCGUGUCCGCCAUCCGUUUCAUCAUCCGGCACACCCAUGUUCCCAGGCUAAUCCCCCUCAUAACCAGCAACUGCACGUCCAAAUCCGUCGCCGUGAGAAGACGCUGUUAUGACUUCCUGGAUAUGCUGUUGCAGGAGUGGCAGACCCAUUCGCUGGAGAGACACAUAGCUGUCCUGGUGGAGAGCAUAAAGAAGGGAAUCCGAGACGCGGACGCCGAGGCCAGGGUGGAGGCCAGAAAGGCGUACUGGGGCCUGCGGAACCACUUCCCCGGGGAGGCGGACGCCCUCUACACCUCCCUGGAGUCCUCGUACCAGCGCAACCUGCAGUCCUGCCUGCGCAGCUCCGGCAGCGUGGCCUCCCUGCCGCAGUCCGACCGCUCCUCCUCCAGCUCCCAGGAGAGCCUCAACCGCCCCCUGUCGUCCAAGUGGUCGGCCGCUCCAGGAAGAGUCUCCGCCAGCUCCAAGACCACGGGCUCGCCGGGGUCUCUCCAGCGGUCCCGCAGCGACGUGGACGUCAACGCCGCGGCGGGCGCCAAGGCGCGGCACAGCGGGCAGCCAGCGGGGGGCGCCGGCCGCCUGACCACCUCGGGCCUGCCCCCGGGCUCCUACGCCUCCCUUGAUGAUGGGUCUGAUAAGAUGGAUGGGGCCUCGUCCAAUGAUGGCCGCCUGCGCACCAAGCAGACUCUGUCCACGGUUUCCGGGGGCGGCGCCAGCGUUCAGGUGGACUCCAGAGGUCGCAGCCGAACGAAAAUGGUCUCCCAGUCCCAACGUUCAGAAGAUUCUGAUUGCACGCCAGGAUCUCAGUCUGCUACCCCAGCUGGUGCGGGCAGCCGGUCAGGUUCCCCCGGCCGGGUCCUGGCCAGCACGGCCCUCAGCACGGUGAACACGGGGGCCCAGCGGGUGCUGGCGGGGCCCAGCUCCCAGAGGCGCAGCCGGAUCCCGCGCAGCCAGGGCUGCAGCCGCGACUCCAGCCCCACCCGGCUCUCCGUAGCUCCUUCAACCUACAGUCAGAUCUACAGUGACGUGAGUAGAGGAGCGAGGGGGAGCCGAAUCCCUCGGCCUAGUGUGAGUCAGGGAUGCAGUCGGGAGGCCAGCCGCGAGAGCAGCAGGGACACGAGCCCUGUUCGCUCCUUCCAGUCCCUGGCACCUCGACAUUACUCCAGGUCCACAGGGGCCCUCCACACCUCGGAUGUUUUUGGGCCUGCAGGCUCUGGGUUGGGGAUCAGUCAGUCCAGCCGCCUCUCUUCCUCGGUCAGCGCCAUGCGGGUCCUCAACACGGGCUCGGACGUGGAGGAGGCUGUGGCCGAUGCACUGCUGUUAGGAGACACGAGGAGCAAGAAGAAGCCUCUCCGACGGCGGUACGACACGUACGGGAUGUACUCGGACGACGACGCCAACAGUGACGCGUCCAGCGCCUGCUCGGAGCGCUCGUACAGCUCGCGCAACGGCAGCAUCCCCACCUACAUGCGGCAGACGGAGGACGUGGCCGAGGUGCUGAACCGCUGCGCCAGCUCCAACUGGUCCGAGAGGAAGGAGGGCCUCAUGGGCCUGCAGAGCAUGUUCAAGAGCCAGAGGACCCUCAGCCGAGUGGAGCUGAAGAGACUCUGCGAGAUCUUCACCAGGAUGUUCGCCGACCCGCACAGUAAGCGAGACGUUGGGCGUGGCGAACUCUCGAGCAGGUGCUAUGGCUCGGCAGAAUCCGGUAUAAGCUCAGCCUCGUUUAAGAGAGUGUUCAGCAUGUUCCUGGAGACGCUGGUGGACUUCAUUCACGUUCACAAGGACGACCUUCAGGACUGGCUGUUUGUCCUGCUCACCCAGCUGCUGAAGAAGAUGGGCGCUGACCUGCUGGGCUCUGUCCAGGCCAAGGUCCAGAAAGCCCUGGAUGUCACCAGGGAGUCCUUCCCCAAUGAUCUGCAGUUUGCCAUCCUGAUGAGGUUUACAGUUGACCAGACACAGACACCCAACCUGAAGGUGAAGACGGCCAUUUUGAAGUAUAUCGAGACAUUGGCCUUGCAGAUGGAGCCCGCAGACUUCGUCAACUCGAGCGAGACACUUCUCGCUGUGUCCCGCAUCAUCACCUGGACCACCGAGCCCAAGAGCUCCGACGUCCGGAAGGCAGCCCAGUUGGUCCUGAUCUCCCUGUUCCAGCUGAACACCCCAGAGUUCACCAUGCUGCUGGGGUCUUUACCAAAAACCUACCAGGACCAAGCCACAAAGCUUCUGCAGAACCACCUGCGCAACAGCGGCAACACUGCGCAGGCGCCCAUGGGAAGCCCCCUCACACGGCACACACCCCGCUCUCCAGCCAGCUAUUCCAGCCCUCUCACCUCGCCCACCAACACCUCUCAGAACACACCGUCACCAAGUGCGUUCGACUAUGACACAGAGAACAUGAACUCUGAUGACAUCUACAGCUCCCUGAGGGGGGUGACGGAGGCAAUCCAAAACUUCAGCGUGCGCAGCCAGGAGGACAUGAACGACCCCCCGCGGCGGGACACCAAGAAGGAUGGGGAGGCGGAGGGAGGGGUGGUGGGAGGCGGUGGAGUGGACAGCCUCGACUCUGGCCGCACGGCGCUGGAUAAUAAGACGUCUCUGCUGAACACCAUGCCCCCGCUGCACUCCAGCCCCCGUGGCGGCCGCGACUACAACCCCAUCAGCUACUCCGACGACUCCUUCGGCUCCCCGUUCAAGGACAGCUCGGGCUCGUCAGCGCUGUACAGCAGCGUGGACCAGUCGGAGUUGGUGUCGGAGCUCCUGAAGGACCUGUCGGGUCACAACGAGCGCGUGGAGGAGCGGAAGGCGGCGCUGAGCGAGCUCAUGAAGCUGAUCCGGGAGAAGCAGCUGCUGGUCUGGGACGAGCACUUCAAAACCAUCCUGCUCCUACUGCUGGAGACCCUGGGAGACCGAGAGCAUGUGAUCAGGGCAUUGGCGUUGAGAGUGCUGAAGGAGAUCCUGAACCGCCAGCCCUCGCGCUUCAAGAACUACGCUGAGCUGACCAUCAUGAAGGUGCUGGAGGCCCACAAAGACCUUCAUAAGGAGGUGGUGCGUGCGGCGGAGGAGACGGCGGCCAUGCUGGCCACCUCCAUCAGCCCAGACCAGUCCAUCAAAGUCCUGUGUCCCAUCAUCCAGACGGCUGAGUACCCCAUCAACCUGGCCGCCAUUAAGAUGCAGACCAAGGUCAUCGAGCGCGUCCCCAGAGAGGCCAUGCACCAGCUUCUGCCUGAGAUCGUCCCCGGGCUCAUCCAGGGUUAUGAUAACUCGGAGAGCAGCGUGCGGAAGGCCUGCGUUUUCUGCCUGGUAGCCAUCUACACCAUCAUCGGAGAGGAGCUGAAACCGCACCUCAGCCAGCUGUCCAGCAGCAAGUUGAAAUUAUUGAAUCUGUACAUAAAGCGGGCUCAAACCGGCUCCAGCAGCGGCGACCCCACAGCGGACAUCUCAGGCCAGGGAUUUUGAACGAGAGGGAGAGAGACAUCGCCUCCCACUGGCCCGUAGGAGAGCGACGCUGAGGGGAAGCCCAGCCAGACUACACGCACUCUGGCCCGCGUGUGCUCACACACACACACACACACAUACAUACACACAAACACUCGCAAUCACACACACACACACACACACACACACUCUCUCUCUCUCACAUCACGGUGCAGGACACCCCUCCUGGCCUCGGCCCUGCAUGUUACACGCACUUCGCUCUUGGACCUCCAUUGUGCAGUUCAGCAGUGUUAUCCCUCAGUCAGUGCACCCCCCCCCCAGAGAAACACAGCUCCUACAGCAGAGACAGGGUCCCACUUCAAAAUGUUUCAUCUUCCUCCCAGCAUCGUCAGUUUCACCUGACUUCCCAGAUUCUACCGGUGUUACUGAUCUUGGUAAACGUUUUAUGUCUUUUCCUUCUUGUUUCUGGAAAGCUAAUUAUGAGGAUGUCAAUCAACUGCUUUAAAACCACGGGGGGAGUUAGAUUCUCCUUCCUGUCUGCUUCUGUCCAGUGAUUGCAUUGUCUCUUAAGCGGAAUUUGUUUUUACUUAAAUUGAAAUAAAUACAAAAAAGCGCAGAAGUUGUGUUGGUGAUGGCGACUGUGAUGGCAAAGGGAAUGUUUCAUUCUGCGACCGUGACUGUGGUGCAGUAGGCGGGGGAUUGAGCAUCAAAUCUGAAUCCAUUCACAUGCUAAUGGAACAUGUCUGCUGCCAUGGCAACAGCUCUUUAUCAAACAUGAAGGAGCUUGCCCAGAUAGGAGAGCAUUAUUAAGUGUUUUUGAUCCAAAGUGUCUUUGCUUUUGCCUUCUUUUUAUUUAUGGAUACAAAUCCUUGUAAAAAACUCUGUAAACAUCUUAUGGGGCUUGAACAAAAACUUGCUUAAAAACAAAGAUGGCUGCAUUUUGUUAUGGGGGAGAUGGGGAGGGGGUGUUGCUGGUGUUAUCUUUAAAUUGGAAAGGGUAUUUUCUCCAACCUUGUUGUGGUUUUAUAUUUAAUACCUAGCAUUGAUUCCUGAAAUUUUCAACAAGGUCUUUUAAUUGUCGGAAUUACAGAUUGUCCUGCAAGGGCCUGACAGUGUUACUAAGACUUCUCCAGUGUUAAUAUUAUUGGUCUGUUUGUUUGAUAGUCAUACCAGUGGGAAGACACAUGAACUGAGUGCAGCUUCACCCUUCAGUGCGAUAAGAGGAAGAACAAUUCACAAAAAAAUCACCCAAAGUUGGGUUGUUUUCAAAGUCUUGAUUCUCACUGUGGUGAGGUCAGAGCGCGCUGUUAAUUGAGGGUUGUGUGUAAUGCACUUUUUCCUGGUUGCUCUUUCACCUGUGAAUCCAAGAAAACAAACUGGCAGGACCCGGAUGGUGCAAAAGACCUCCACAGUAUGUGCGGUCUGACAGUUGGCUAUAUCCAAAAGUGUUUGUCCACAUGCUCUUCCAGUGUGUGGCAUUUAUGUAAAAAAAAAAUCUACAAAUAAUACUCUUUUGAUACCAGCAAAUUUGGUACUAUGUCUGCUUUUCAUCGCGGUCACUGUGAGGUCAGGGUAUGGUAUGUUAGCCUACGCGCUGUACAGUUUCCACAGUCUCCCGUUUGGCCUGAACGGUUAUCGUGUGAAUGGCUCCACCUGACCAACACGGCAGCGUUCCGUCUCCAUUGUGUCUCCCCCUGCACCAGGGCUUCAUAUGGACUCUCCAGCAAGGCUCACACGUCAAACAUUUUUAUAACAUCACUGUAGAUGUUGCUUAAAUGCUAACGGAGGUUACCGAGCCCCGCCCACAACUUUGCGUAGUUUAGGAGACAGGAAAAGUCAAAGAUGAGUUCAAAAGUUUCCAGUGAACAGUGAAAUGCCAUGGUACAGUUGUGAUGCAGAAGCCUGCUUGAGUCGAGUUGUGUGUAUGUGGGUGUGGGUGUGUGUGUAUGUGGAGAGAGAAUAUUAAAGCUGUUUGUAAGAUUUAAUUUGUCAAGAUGGUCAGAUGCUGCAUUUAACUUUUUUUCUGUUGCGAAAGUAGUAAUUUUCCUCGAUGGCAAAUUUGUAGAAAUGUAUUUACAGACUUGAGUGGCAGAACUGUCAAUAUCAUCUUUUUCCUUUCUUUCUCAAUAGUCAUGU
Messenger RNA from Megalops cyprinoides (Indo-Pacific tarpon), 7501 nucleotides. RefSeq names its product cytoplasmic linker associated protein 2 (gene clasp2). Gene Ontology annotation, biological process: mitotic spindle assembly. Gene Ontology annotation, cellular component: cytoplasmic microtubule; spindle microtubule; microtubule organizing center. The transcript is spliced from 45 exons. Gene Ontology annotation, molecular function: microtubule binding. The record is from RefSeq and is a predicted model, not a curated record. Lineage: Eukaryota; Metazoa; Chordata; Actinopteri; Elopiformes; Megalopidae. Bases 650 to 5386 code for a protein of 1578 amino acids.